Anopheles aquasalis is the source of this 561-nucleotide messenger RNA. RefSeq lists its product as uncharacterized. NCBI's taxonomy places the organism in Eukaryota, Metazoa, Arthropoda, Insecta, Diptera, Culicidae. The record is from RefSeq and is a predicted model, not a curated record.
AUGGUUCAGGGUAACGUUUUGGAAGAUGAACUGCGCCGGCGAAAUCGGGCAUCUAGUCGGUACGUUUCCAUGGUGCUUCAACUGACUGUGCAAGUCAAUAAAGUGGAAGUCACAAACCCGACUCGACUGGCUAACUGUACAGCCUCAGUGCAGAGAAUUGGUGCUGGUUCCAACUUUCAAUCUUAUUUCCAUCUCGUCCUGCAUCAAGCGGUCACGGAUGCGCGGGUCAACGUGGCAUACUUUGUUCCCAUGCUGACCGGAAACUACGAUCAUCCCAUCUACAACCGAACCGUCAGCUACUGUUCGUAUCUAGUACGACCGACGACUGACCGAGUGCUGCACAUGAUCUACGAUGGAUUGGGUCGCAGUGGCAAUCUACCUAAGCGAUGUCCUAUUGCGCCCAACGCUUACUUCUUCAAUACGAGCUGGGACAAUAUUCGGUUGCCAAGCGCUCUACCAUCCACUAUUUUUCGCCUGAAUCUGGCUUUCUACAGUGGUCCCAAGAUGGAACUUGUCGUCGGUCUUCGCUGGUACGGAGUGAUAAAGAAGACGGACAGCUAG